UUACAGGCCGUAGGUUUGGCAUUGUGGGAAGGCAAAGACACGCUGUUGCAGCUCGGCGCGAAACGGAGCGUGGGGAGCAUUUGUGCGGCGUCCAAAUCUCCAGCGCCAACGAGCCCGUUCUGCUCCGCACCAAGUUACCCAUGGCCCUUUGCAACGGAGAGUCCAAGCUGGAGAUCAAAGCAAGAUCCAAGGAUGGGCAAUGUCAGGAGGGUGCUGUUGUUAUUCUUGAUGCAGGAGCACAAUAUGGGAAAGUCAUUGAUCGACGUGUAAGAGAACUUUUUGUACAGUCAGAGGUAUUGCCUCUGGAGACCCCUGCAUUUACAAUUCGGGAGCAGGGUUUUCGUGCUAUCAUUAUAUCUGGUGGACCAAACUCGGUUUAUGCUGAAGAUGCCCCUUGGUUUGAUCCUGCCAUUUUCACCAUUGGCAAGCCAGUUUUAGGCAUUUGUUAUGGCAUGCAGAUGAUGAAUAAAGUAUUUGGAGGCACUGUUCACAGGAAGUGCGUACGAGAAGAUGGUGUAUUCAGCAUUAAUGUUGACAAUACCUGUUCACUUUUUAGGGGCCUUAAGAAGGAGGAGAUGGUGCUGCUCACACAUGGUGACAGUGUUGAUAAAGUUGCUGAUGGCUUCAAAGUAGUAGCUCAGUCUGGAAACAUUAUAGCAGGUAUUGCCAAUGAACAAAAAAAGCUUUAUGGGGUCCAGUUUCAUCCUGAAGUUGAUCUUACAGAGAGUGGAAAGGAUAUGUUGAGAAACUUUUUAUUUGAUAUAGCUGGCUGCAGUGGUAAUUUUACAGUCCAGAACAGAGAACAAGAUUGUAUUCAUGAGAUCAAAGAAAAAGUUGGCAACAGCAAAGUUCUGGUUUUAUUAAGUGGUGGUGUUGAUUCAACUGUGUGCACAGCCUUGCUGAAUAAGGCUUUAAAUCAGGACCAAGUAAUUGCAGUACAUAUAGACAAUGGCUUUAUGAGAAAGAGAGAAAGCCAAGCUGUAGAGGAAGCACUAAAGAAGCUAAAUAUAAAUGUCAAAGUAAUAAAUGCUGCUCAUACAUUCUACAAUGGCACAACAACAUUACCAAUAUCAGAUGAAGACAGAACUCCUAGGAAAAGAAUUAGUAAGACAUUAAACAUGACAACCAACCCAGAGGAAAAGCGUAAGAUUAUUGGAGACACCUUUGUCAAGGUUGCUAAUGAAGUUACAGGGGAAAUGAAUUUGAAACCAGAAGAAGUUUACCUUGCUCAGGGAACGUUACGGCCUGAUUUGAUUGAAAGUGCUUCAACAAUUGCAAGCUGCAAAGCAGAUGUCAUAAAAACGCACCACAACGAUACAGAAUUAAUAAGAAAAUUGAGGGAUGAGGGUAAAGUAAUUGAACCACUGAAAGACUUUCACAAGGAUGAAGUGCGAGCUCUGGGAAGACAGCUUGGUCUUCCUGAGGACAUAGUUUCAAGACAUCCCUUUCCUGGUCCAGGUUUGGCUAUUCGUGUUAUUUGUGCUGAUGAACCAUAUAUUUGUAAAGAUUUUGCAGAGACUAACAACAUUUUGAAAAUUGUGGCUGACUUUUCAGCCAGUGUAAAAAAGCCACAUACCCUUUUGCAAAGGGUAAAAUCUUGUGUAUCUGAUGAAGAGCAAGAUAGAUUAAUGCAUAUCACAAGUCUACAUUCACUUAAUGCCUUCUUAUUGCCAAUCAAAACUGUGGGAGUUCAGGGAGACUGUCGUUCAUACAGUUAUGUAUGUGGUGUAUCUAGUAAAGAUGCCCCUGACUGGGAUUCCCUGAUGUUCUUAGCCAGGCUUAUUCCUCGCAUGUGUCACACCAUUAACAGGGUUGUCUAUGUGUUUGGACCACAAGUAAAAGAGCCACCGACAGACAUCACUCCAACCUUUUUAACAACAGGGGUCCUCAGUACUCUAAGACAAGCAGACUAUGUAUCUCACACAAUUCUCAGGGAGUCUGGUUACUCUAGCAAAAUUAGUCAAAUGCCUGUUAUUCUGACCCCUCUACAUUUUGACCGGGAUCCACUGCAAAAACAGCCUUCCUGCCGAAGAUCUGUUGUUAUCCGAACCUUUAUCACUAGUGAUUUUAUGACAGGCAUUCCAGCAACUCCAGGGAACCAAAUACCAGAAGAGGUCCUGUUAAAAUGGUAAAUGAAAUUAUGAAGAUCCCUGGCAUCUCUAGAGUGAUGUAUGACCUUACAUCUAAACCUCCUGGAACUACAGAGUGGGAAUAAGCUACAAAUUUUAGUAGCAAACAAGAACUGUACGUACUGUCCAAAUAACCCAAGAACAACAUUCCUAUUGUUGACAUGCAGUACUGUGACAGAUGCGUGACUAGAGCUGCUACAUUGCACCUUUUAUCCCCACCAAAUAUAGUUUGUGGUGAUUGGUGUGUACCCUAAAAGGAUGACAACUGUGGGGCAGGGGAAUUGUACGGGUAAAAAAAAAAAAAAAUGUAACAGCAUUUGGUGCAACUGGAUGAUGGGGUUUUUUGUUUGUUUGUUUGUUUUUUUAAAGUGGCUUUUGCCUACAAAAAUUCAAUUUCUCCUGUAUUCAUAUAUUUGUAUAAGCUAUGUGUCUGUUUUGUAAACCUUUGAAAGACUUUGAUUUACUUUUACAGUACUAGCUGCAGUUGUUAUAGAAAACAAAAUAUUGCAAAAUUAUAAUGUUUCCAGUUUCAUUUUACAUGCAUUUUUAUAAAUAUUUUGCCAAACAAUUACAGAAGUGUUGAAUUUUAUUGCAGUGCUUACACAUUAUGGUGUAUUUGAUUUUGGUUUUAAUUAACUCAAAUUUGAGAAUAUUAUAGCCAGAUGAACCUAAAAUAUCCAGAAUAAAUUACAUCAGUGAGCUACAGUAGUGCCUCGGUUUUCCAGUAACCUUAAAACUAAAAUAAAUUCAAACUGCUAACAUUUCUGGAGUUGUGUACUGUAUAAUAAAUGUUGCAAUAAGUAUUUUGUGAUAACAAGGUGGUUGGAGGGGUAGAGCUAGGGUCAGGUGCUUACAAAGUGUUUUUCUUUUUUCUUAACAGCCUAUCAUAAAUCAACAUUAUGUAUGAAAUCAGCGUCUCUAAUUCUACCAAUGCAUUACGUUUGCAACUACAAUGAUCUUAUAGUUUGUCAGAUAAGUUUAUUUUACUUCUAAAGCAAUCCAUAAAACACCUUGUUAAAAGCAUAUGUUCCAAAGUUCAGAAUGAUUUUUAGUAUUAUUUAUUUUAAAACACAUGCAGUAAAAGUAACAUCAAAUAUAUGUUAAGGCUUGCUUUGAAAAGUAACGUUUUUAUUUUUUGCAAUGUUUUGAUAAAUGUCCCUGUUAUUACUGGAUAACAGAAAAAGGUCAGAGGAAGUGUUUGGAUAUUACCUUGCAUUAGCACCAAAAGUUGCCAAAGCUUAAAUUUUUGGGCACUUCAAAAAGUGCCAAAAUUAAUUUAAUGUUAACAACCUGUUUUUUCCCUUUCUUCAGAUUGUAGAUUUUUACACAGUUUAUUUGCUUUAGAAACCUUGUUAUUUUUCAGUUCUUAAAAUAUAUUUGACUUUUUAAUUUUGUGGACUAUUUGACAUCUUGCCACAGAAAAAUAUUUUGCACUCUGACAAGUACAGGAUAGUAGUAAGUCAGGUAAAUGGAAAUAAGACGCAGUCCCUUUUUUGCUGUUUCGAAUGAAAUGAAUAAGUUAUCAACAGAAUGAAGCAUUGCAAAAAAGUCUUAAAUGCAAAAAUAAUAAUAAUAAUAAAGCAUAAUGUAUUAUCUUUUUAAAUGUAAAUUUGACAUGUUCUUGUUUUAAAAUGUAUAACUAAUGGACAUUUAUUUUGAUAUUUCGGUAUAAGUGUAAUAAGCUUAAUUUAUGCAAUUCUGUGUAACACAGAGUAUUCUGUAUAGUUUAAAAAUGCUUUUCCUUAGUAAUGUGCCUCAAAACCUACUGCAUGAAGAAUUUCAACUUUAAAUUUGUAUACAAAAACAAGCUUUAAUAAAGAAUUAUUUAAA
This is a messenger RNA of Polypterus senegalus (gray bichir), 3959 nucleotides long. It is a transcript of the gene gmps, whose product is annotated as guanine monophosphate synthase. Gene Ontology annotation, cellular component: cytosol. NCBI's taxonomy places the organism in Eukaryota, Metazoa, Chordata, Cladistia, Polypteriformes, Polypteridae. Bases 141 to 2132 code for a protein of 663 amino acids. The transcript is spliced from 16 exons. The record is from RefSeq and is a predicted model, not a curated record. Gene Ontology annotation, biological process: GMP biosynthetic process. Gene Ontology annotation, molecular function: GMP synthase activity; ATP binding; GMP synthase (glutamine-hydrolyzing) activity.